Messenger RNA from Acanthaster planci (crown-of-thorns starfish), 2941 nucleotides. RefSeq names its product protein FAM98A-like. NCBI's taxonomy places the organism in Eukaryota, Metazoa, Echinodermata, Asteroidea, Valvatida, Acanthasteridae. Gene Ontology annotation, cellular component: tRNA-splicing ligase complex. The record is from RefSeq and is a predicted model, not a curated record.
CGCCGGUGCGACAGCGACGUACCUGCCUGUGCAUCGCAUGCAUAUGUACGCAUGGCUUACAAGUUACCGGUACAUUGGCCAAAAAUUUUUGAAGUGCAAAGCACAGAGGCAAAGAGAAAAAGACCCGACGAGUGCUCCUGCUAGACUCACAGCGUAACAGUAACAGUACACAUCAUGGACUGCUUUGCAGAUGUUCUAGACAGUCUUGAUGACUUAGGGUACAAAGGACCCCUCAUGGACGAAACUGCUUUCCAACAAGCCAUUGACGAAGGUCCUAGCUCAACAGAGUUCACAGCCCUCAUCAGCUGGCUUGCUGGAGGACUCAACAGACUAGGUGGCGUAGAAGCAACAGUCUCAGCCACCUCUUUGGCCGAGGAGGCAGAGUCCUUUGAGUUGGAGCUGAGCAGUUUGCUGAGCGAGAUGAACUGUCCGUAUAGUGCCCUGACCCAGGGGGAAAUGAUCAACCGCUUUGGUAACAAGGAAAACAGACUACGCCUUUUGGAUUUCCUGACAAGUGAACUGCAGGCCGCCAAGAUCAUCACCUGUCGCCCCCAGAAGGUGGAUGCCAUGGAAACGGACAAGGAGUGUGGAUGGCACGUAUCUAGCCAACACCUCAAGAACAUCUGCCUGGGACUGAAGCUGUGCAAGCCCCCGGCAGACGUCAACGAGGUCCAGCUGUUCAAUAAGAUAGAGGAACGCAUACGAGCCAGGCUGAGCCAGAUAGGUGCCGAUGGUGUGGGCAAGCCAAUCCUUACAAAACAGCUCAGCGAACAACAGUGGGCUAAACUCGGGAAGAUCAAUGAUCGUAUGAGGAAGGAGUACACGCUGAGGAGACAAAUGAUAUUGAAACGUCUAGAUGUGACGGUACAGUCCUUCCAGUGGGGAGAAAGGAUCAAGGGCAAAUUGCAGGAUGACUUGGCCACUGCGUAUCGGCCCAGACGAAGCCAGCUCGCUGCAGACAGCCCCGUCACCAUAGCAACACUCAUGGCUGCCAGAGAAGAUUUGGCAAAGCUGAGAAAAACCAGCAGUGGAUCCGUCAGGAAGAACACCAAGUGUCCUAUCAAUAGAGUCCUCAUGGGACACGUCCCAGACAGGGGAGGGCGCCCUCUGGAGGCCACCCCACCACCGAAAGAGAUGCCAGCAUUCAAGCAGAGGACAGAGCAGCCCAAGGGUCAACGUCCUCAAAGUGGUCGUGGCGGUGGCAAAGUACAAGGAGGAUGGUCCAAAGGGGAGGGCAGAGGAAGAGGAGGUCAAGGAGGAGGAUGGAAUCAAGGAAACCAAUCAACCAGUGGUCGGUACCAACAGGGUGGGGGUGGGUACCAGCAGGGUGGGUACCAGCAAGGUGGGUACCCACAAGGUGGUGGGUACCAGCAGGGUGGGUACCAGCAAGGUGGGGUUGGGUACCAGCAGGGUGGGUACCAGCAAGGUGGUGGUGGGUACCAGCAGGGUGGGUACCAGCAGGGUGGGUACCAGCAGGGUUUGGUGGGGGUGGGCAUGGGGGUCAUCAAGGCAGAGGCCAUAGAGGAAAGGGCAAAAGAGGUGGGAGGUAUUAACAGCUGGCCCUUUCUGUGGUUCUGUUGGUCAUUAUCAUGAUGAAUAUCGACCAUAUUCAGUUAAAUAUUUACCCUUUGCUGAAUCUGAACAAGUUCUGUAAUUGGAUGUAGUUAAAGCCGCGUAGCUUUUUACGCCAGCAGCAAGUUGGGGUAUGUCUUGUGUGCCGAAGGCACUUGUCAAACUAAAAUCCUUCCUGCAUGUCUUCAAAGCAGAGCAUUUGUGUGGUUGAUGUACAGUGGGGGGUUGAAAAAUGAAACUAUUGUUCAAAUCUCAUGCCAUUAUUCUUGCAAAAUGAAUGUGGCCAAACGUCAAAAAUUACCCUGGUGGAAAAGUUACACUAAAGCUCCCUUUUUCUAACCAUAGUUUCAAACUCUUCCCCAGAAUAGGGGUACAUGUUGCUAAGAUUGCCUGCAGGUAAUGCUGGAUGAUGAUUACCAAGCAGAUUUGGUUUAUACUGUUCUGAUGCUAAGUAGAUACAUUAGGUUCUCUUUAUCAAUACGUUUGAGAUUACAAGAUGAACGGUCUGAACCCGAGGAAAGUUAUAAAUAUAUGAGCACAGAUAUGUCAAAAGAGUGUGCAGCAGGCAAUGCAAGUCUUACGUGAAUGACUGCAUCGUGUACUUCAUUGAAAGAAUUCAAAAAGUCUUUUAUAUAACGGGUUUUGCCCUUUCUUUCAAGAUUCAAGAGAGGAGUAAAACUGAGAUUCUUCUCCAUGUGAUUUGCAAAGAAUGUCGGUCUCUAGGCAGACAAAUGACUUGUGAAAUCCCAGAAAUUCUGAGAAAAAGUCUUUAAAUCUCCAGUUCAGAUAUAAACCGUAAAUCAUCUGUAGUCAGUGUAAAGUAUCAUUUAUUUACAUAUCUGUUUCACUGCUAAAAUUUUUCAAGUAAAGAAAAUCAAGGAAGGAAAAAAAGGUAUGUUACAUAUGGAUGCAUUCAACGAUAAGCACAAACUUACCAAUGUGUGGCUGUACGUUAAAGGUUUCCUUCAACUGCAUGAAAUGGUUAAACCCUAAGGCCCUUAAACUGCUGAAACCACUACAAACAAGUUUUCCCCCGUCUUCAACACAAUUUACAUUUCUAAGAUAUCAAACACGAAUAAAUGUACUUUCCCUACUUGACCCAACCAAUCAAAUAAGUCACAAGUCACUGGGUUACUCUGAUUAACAAAUCACAAAUAAAUGGUAGUUUUAUUUGUUCUGUGUAAAUCUGCGCAUAGUCACAAGGACCUUGAAUCAUAUGGUACAACGGACUGGAGAGUAGAGCAUGCUCUAAUGCAUGUGCAAGUGAAGGAGUGAAAAAUCUGGGAUCCAAUUUUAUUGGUAUAUUGUUGUAUUUAUGCUUGAGCCAUUAAAAUAAAAUGUAUUAUCAGCGAUUAUCUGUGGUAUUGUU